This is a messenger RNA of Protobothrops mucrosquamatus (brown spotted pit viper), 1251 nucleotides long. Its product is annotated as zinc finger protein 239-like. The transcript is spliced from 3 exons. The record is from RefSeq and is a predicted model, not a curated record. The coding region runs from base 1 to 1014 and encodes 337 amino acids. Gene Ontology annotation, molecular function: DNA-binding transcription repressor activity, RNA polymerase II-specific. Lineage: Eukaryota; Metazoa; Chordata; Lepidosauria; Squamata; Viperidae. Gene Ontology annotation, biological process: negative regulation of transcription by RNA polymerase II.
AUGUUCUUCAAAGGAGAGUUUGAUGCCAGUCAGCAGUUGAAUAAGAAGGGUGACCCCCAAUUUUGCAUUGGGCAGUGGAGAAAGAGACAGCCGCUUCUGCUAAGACGGACAACAUUCUCUCGUGAGUCUGUGAAGAUCCAGCUCCUCAUGGAGGCCGUCCCGGAAGAGGAUGAAAAUGCCAGCUUGCUGGGACCCUAUAGAUACCAGCUCCUCCGGAGCCAUUCGGAAGCCGCAGUAGAAACAGCUUCCUUUUGUGGAAAAGGCCCAGGCUGUACCAGCAGCAUCCCAGACUCCUUUAACGACCAGAAAUCCACGGUUAGAGAGAAGCCCUACAAGUGCUCAUUCUGUGGGGAAAGUUUCAAGCAGCGCUCCUAUCUGGUCAAACACGAGAGGACCCACACAGGAGAAAAACCCUACAAGUGCUCGGUGUGUGGGAAAAGCUUCAGCCAGAGUUCCCACAUCAUUACGCACGAGAGGACUCACACGGGAGAGAAACCCUACCAGUGCUCGGACUGCGGGAAGAGCUUCAACCGCAAAGCCAACCUCCUGGCGCACGAGAGGACCCACACGGGGGAGAAACCUUACGCCUGUUCGGAUUGCGGCAAGUGCUUCAGCCAGAGCUCGUGGCUGAUGGCUCAUAAAAUCAUCCACACCGGGGAGAAACCGUUUAAGUGUUUGGUCUGCGGGAAACGUUUCAAUAACCGUUCGAGUCUUAUUAAACACAAGAGGUCCCAUUCGGAAGAGAAGCCCUACAUUUGCUCGGACUGCGGGAAGUCCUUCAAGGAGAGCUCUAAGCUUAUCAAACACCAAAGAAUUCACACGGGUGAGAAACCGUACAGGUGCCCGUUGUGCGGCAAAGGCUUCUGCUUCAAGUCCAGCCUGAGCCAACACGAGCGAACGCACACGGGAGAGAAGCCCUACGCCUGCUGCGUCUGCGGGAAAACCUUCCGGCAGAAGUCGCAUCUCAUCAGGCACGAGAAGAUGCACAUGGGAGACAAAUCCUACGCCUGUUGAGGCUGCCGCAAAGCCAUCGGCUGGGGCUCAGGUAGCACAGGUAGAACGACAGGUUCUCCCUGCAGGGAGAGAUACACUGCUGAAGUUCUGCCAGCCCCUGCAGUGGCAGAAGAAAGGAAGAAAAGCAAACCAGGAAUUGGAAGGACAGUGUUCUGGGACUUGAAACUUGAAAUUCAUUUAAGCCCGCUUUGUAAAUCUUUUGCAAUUUUCUUUUUCUAAUAAAAGAAAACCAAAGUA